This is a messenger RNA of Dioscorea cayenensis subsp. rotundata (Guinea yam), 1213 nucleotides long. RefSeq names its product protein CMSS1. The record is from RefSeq and is a predicted model, not a curated record. Bases 76 to 1023 code for a protein of 315 amino acids. Lineage: Eukaryota; Viridiplantae; Streptophyta; Magnoliopsida; Dioscoreales; Dioscoreaceae. The transcript is spliced from 7 exons. Gene Ontology annotation, cellular component: nucleus; 90S preribosome.
UUUGGUUUUUGUCUGGACGAAGCGGAGACGCUGGUGAGCAAAGCUAGAAGCGGAGGAACCUCCGAGGUGUUGCCAAUGGCGGGCAAGUUGCACAAAUCCCCCAAACCAAAGAGACCCUCUUCGCUCCAUGCCACCAAUAAGAAGAAGGUCAAGAAGAGGAAUUUCGCAAACCCUAAUCUCAUCCCCCUUGGCAAGAACCCCAUCGUAGCCGACUUUGAGAACAAGGCCAAUGAGGAACUGAGGAACAAGAAGAAGAAGGGCAAAGAGGCGGAGCAUGAUGCCUUGCUUCUAUCUACCCUCCCUGCUGCCCAGCAACUCCGCUUCUUUCUGGACAGCUACCAAUCCGCCAACGGGAUUAAGCUCUCCCCUCUCGAACUGGAGGCUUUCAAAGAUACAAGUGUUGCAGAGCUUCCUCAAGAAGUGGCACAAGAUGUGGAUAAUUUCAGUGACCAUAUAAAGACCGCCUUUGAUGACUCAUGGAGAGAAGCGCUUUGUGAGGGAAAGCUUUCAGAUGGAAUUGAUGCUGGAAGCCCGGCAGUCCUUGUUAUCAGUGCAUCUGCUCUGAGAUCAUUGGAGCUCCUCAGGGGCUUGAAGAAGUUCACUAAAGAAUGUCGUCCAGCAAAGCUAUUUGCAAAACAUAUGAAAGUGGAAGAUCAGGUCUCAAUUCUUAAAGGACGAGUCAAUAUUGCUAGUGGAACACCAAGCAGGAUCAAGAAGUUAAUUGAUAUGGAUGCGAUGAUCCUAUCACGCUUAACACUUGUUGUGUUGGACAUGCACAGAGAUGCAAAAGGUUAUACACUACUAACACUAAAACAAAUCAGAGAUGAAUUUUGGGAUUUGUACAAGAGCCACUUUCAUCCGAGGCUUCUACAAGGUGAUACCCGCUUCUGCUUUUAUGGUUCAAGAUCUGGUGCGGAGACUGAAAAGAUUCAUUACUCUCUCUCUCAGGCACGCACGACUGCUGCUAUUGAAACCAUACUCCGUCGAUCUCCAGCGACAUCAACAAAUCCUAAAACCUUUUAGCCUUCUCAGUAUGUUGAAGAUAUGUUUCUUUAUGUAUUAGCCAGUUGUAGCUAGAAUUUAGACUGCUAUUAUGUCUAUAAAGUUGUUCCCCACUUAACUAGUUGUUUUUCAUUAGCUACUUGUUUUUCUUUUUCAUAUCGGUAUAAAUUCAACACAUUGUCAUAGAUGAAGGAUAAGAUAAGUUUGAGCA